This is a messenger RNA of Uncinocarpus reesii 1704, 573 nucleotides long. RefSeq lists its product as uncharacterized. The transcript has 2 exons. The coding region runs from base 1 to 573 and encodes 190 amino acids. NCBI's taxonomy places the organism in Eukaryota, Fungi, Ascomycota, Eurotiomycetes, Onygenales, Onygenaceae. The record is from RefSeq and is a predicted model, not a curated record.
AUGCGUUGGGGUCUCUUUUUCCUCCUCAUCAUCUUCUUCGCCCUCCUCGCCUACAUCGGCUGGAUUAUAUUUACCCAAGUACGCGCCCGUCGAGCCGGGCUCCCUCCGCCAACGUGGAAAUCAUACAUACCAUUUACCUCCGCCUCCCCAACAUAUCGAGAUAGCAAUUUCCCCUCUCCUCGUCGCGGCGGGGUCGUCGGCUGGAUAAAGGAUCGACUCGCGUCGUUGAGAAAUCAACGCACGUAUCGUGGUGCGUAUGAGGAGCCGACAAGCGGUGGACCUGGGCCGUAUCGCGGCGCCGGGGCAGAUCACGACGAGGCGUGGGAUACCAGGGUCGGCGCAUUGGAAGAAGGUCCCUAUGGCCAAGGUCCAGGACCGUACGGGCAUUAUGACGAACAGGAGCUUGGAACGGGGCCCAGGCGAGAACCAUAUGAUAGCGCGGGCUACGAUGCUGGUCUGCCAAAGGUAGACACGGAGCCAGAGAGGGGGAGAAGUCGAAGCCGGGAGCCAGAGGGACCUCCGCGGGCAAGCCUCUGGAGAACCCGUUUGAAGACCAUAAUGCUAGUAGCCUGA